Sphaeramia orbicularis (orbiculate cardinalfish) is the source of this 4446-nucleotide messenger RNA. RefSeq names its product ectodermal-neural cortex 3 (gene enc3). Gene Ontology annotation, cellular component: cytoplasm; Cul3-RING ubiquitin ligase complex. Gene Ontology annotation, molecular function: protein binding. Bases 284 to 2053 code for a protein of 589 amino acids. The transcript is spliced from 4 exons. The record is from RefSeq and is a predicted model, not a curated record. Lineage: Eukaryota; Metazoa; Chordata; Actinopteri; Kurtiformes; Apogonidae. Gene Ontology annotation, biological process: ubiquitin-dependent protein catabolic process.
UUCGCUCUGCUAUCAGUCUCCACGGCUGCGUGGCUCUCCGACAAUCAAAUCCAGUGUUAAAACUUUGUUGCCAUUGUUCCACGUCUGAAAACUCAAAGCGGACGACGACGACGCACGGACAAAUGGCUCUACUUUUACGCACAUGUUUAGGACUUGAGACGGUUUUUGAUUCGGGGAGCACAUUUCUCUAAACUGUGCCGCGACUCAAACUGUUCCAACGACGGAACAAAUUGCAGCCAAGAUAAAGGAAUUGGGCUUUGCUGCGAUCAAGGUCUGAGUUAAGAUGUCCGUCAGUAACCACGAAAACAGAAAGUCUCGCUCUAGUUCAGGCUCCAUGAAUAUCCAGCUGUUUCACAAGACGUCCCACGCCGACAGCCUGUUGACCCAACUCAAUCUGCUGCGCAAACGAAAUGUCUUCACUGAUGUUGUCCUGAAGGCUGGCAGUCAUUCCUUCCCUUGCCACCGGGCAGUCCUGGCCUCCUGUAGCAGAUAUUUUGAGGCCAUGUUCAGUGGUGGGCUCAGGGAGAGUCGUGACGCAGAGGUCAACUUCCAUGACUCCCUCCACCCGGAGGUGCUGGAGCUCCUGCUUGACUAUGCCUACUCGGCCCGUGUUAUUAUCAAUGAAGAAAAUGCAGAGUCACUCCUUGAAGCUGGAGACAUGCUUCAAUUUCAUGAUAUCAGGGACGCAGCAGCAGAGUUUCUAGAGAAAAACCUCCACCAUUCGAACUGUUUGGGAAUGAUGCUGCUGUCCGAUGCACACCAGUGUCAGAGACUGUAUGAGCUGUCAUGGAGGAUGUGUCUGGCAAACUUUGCAACCCUCUUUAGGACAGAGGACUUCCUCAGUCUCCCUAGAGACAAAGUCCAAGAGCUGAUCCUUAGUGAGGAACUAGAGGUUGAGGAUGAGAGCCUGGUGUACGAGGCUGUAAUUGACUGGGUCAAGGCUGACAUGGAGCAAAGGCAUAGCGAGCUGCCAGAGCUGCUGAGCUGCGUUCGCCUGGCGCUGCUCCCAGAGACAUAUCUGUUGAAGAACGUAGCCUCGGAGGAGUUGGUCAUGUGCCACAAAGUGGGCCGGGAGAUUGUUGAAGACGCUGUACGGUGCAAGAUGAGGAUUCUCCAGAAUGAUGGGAUUGUAACAGGAUUCUGUGCUCGACCCAGAAAGGUCAGCCAGGCCCUGCUGCUGCUGGGAGGACAAACAUUCAUGUGUGAUAAAGUGUACAUGAUUGACAACAAGACCAAGGAGAUCACACCCAAAACGGACAUCCCCAGCCCCAGGAAAGAAUGCAGCGCCUGUGCGAUUGGUUGCAAGGUUUAUGUUACUGGAGGGCGUGGCUCAGAGAACGGAGCCUCAAAAGAUGUCUGGGUCUAUGACACGUUACAUGACGAGUGGUCCAAAGCUGCUCCAAUGCUGGUGGCCAGGUUUGGACAUGGGUCAGCGGAACUUGACCACAUGCUCUACGUUGUUGGUGGACAUACUUCCCUUGCAGGAUCCUUCCCUGCCUCUCCAUCUGUAUCUCUCAAACAGGUGGAGCAGUACGACCCUCAGACCAACAAAUGGGCUCUGGUGGCUCCGCUCAGAGAAGGAGUGAGCAACGCUGCCGUGGUUGGUGCCAAAAAUAAACUUUUUGCUUUUGGAGGCACCAGUGUCAAUAGAGACAAAUACCCCAAGGUGCAGUGCUUUGAUCCUUGUCAGAACCGGUGGUCUGUCCCCGCCGCCUGCCCACAGCUGUGGCGUUACACAGCCGCUGCUGUGGUUGGCAACCAUGUGGUGGUUAUCGGAGGUGACACUGAAUUUUCAGCCAGCUCUGCGUAUCAGUUCAACAGUGAGACGUACCAGUGGUCCAAGUUCGGUGAUGUGACGGCCAAGAGAAUCAGCUGCCAUGCAGUGGCAUCAGGAAACAGACUGUAUGUGGUGGGCGGGUACUUUGGGGCUCAGAGAUGUAAGACACUGGACUGUUACGAUCCGUCAUCAGACUCUUGGGACAGUGUGACCAGUGUUCCCUACUCUCUCAUUCCCACUGCCUUUGUCAGCACAUGGAAGUACCUCUCUGCCUGAAGAGAUGCACUGACUCUGAAGUUUCUGUGAUUGGCGGCGGGAAUGCAGGCAUGCAUCUCCCUUCAGUGACUGCACAGAGGAGGAGGAGGAUGAAGGGCUCCAUCCAACGUGAUUCACAUGAUUUUCAGCUGUAGCCGAGACUGAGUUGUGGCAACAGCAGCAAAAAGACUGGAAGUCUGUUAUCUUGACCUGCCUCCCCAAUCCAUUUACUCAUCCUUCUAGUGUAACUUGCCCAUUUAGGUACUAGCCUGAGCUGGACCUGUUGCCAUGUGGACACUGACAGGAACCACACCAAUAUGUUCUGGGUAUAAAGAAUAUUUGGUCUAUGUUGGAGUUCGGACAACUACAGGAACCCCCGGGGGGGGGGGGGGGGGGGGGGGGGGGGGGGGGUUGUCGUCACGAAAAAUCACAGACUCACUGGCUAUUGGUACAAAGGAGAUGAAGCCGAAAUGCAAGCGGUUGGAUUAUUACAGUAUUUCUCAACGGGGUCAGUACCCCCACAUAAAGAGCCUGUGUAAGCUCCAAGAUAACAGAGGCACAUACUCCACCCCCCAUUGAGGUCCGUCGUGUAAUACAGAUAUCAACCCCCCCCCCCCCCCCCCCCCCGUCACAAUUUUGUUUGGGGGCGGCAGGUGGGAAAUGAUAAGGAGGGGGGAGGCUGUACCUACAGAGCUAUAUAACCCACCAUGUCCUCCACAUACAGGUAUGUCGCAUAACUUUUAGAAUACCCCCCAUCCCUAAUUUUUUCAGGUGUAUGGGGAGCGGCAGGAGGCUCAUGAUGCCGUUAGUGGCCCUUAGUUCAAAAAAGGUUGAGAAACAAUGCUCUAAAGCAACAAGCUUCCGUAACUUUUUUGCCUUGAACUGCUCAUUGACUUGUGUUAACCUCUUAACCACCACCAGGCCCCCAGCAAAUCAUUUUAGAGUUAGGAUUUUAUUGAAGCCAUGAUUAAAUUGAUGUAGUUAUAGGUUGUGUUUUACCCAAAUAUCCAAAAGUGUCAUCCAUGUCUUACAUUGGACUUGUAUAUGUCCUAUAUAAAAUCUUACUGUCAGGAUAACGGAUUUAUUUAAAUCCAAUUGUGAAACACUAAAAUUGGAAGAUGGUUCCUUUUCAAGUCAGAUUUAAUUAAUGCAUUUUUAGACUUUUGUUGUCAUCCUAACGUUCCAUUAAAACAGAGAUAAUGUUAAAUGGUUAAACAUGGUGAUGGUCUUAACGGCAUCUGCCCUAACAUGUUACUGUUGCUCACUGACAUUACUUUUACAGUUGACUUAAAAAAAAAAAGGUCAGCUGUCCUCUAUUGUGGUUCCUCUCUCGGUUAGCUGUGGUUACUCAGGUAUAAUUUAUUCAGAGUGCUGAUGGACUGAAUUAGAUCUUUGCCGUGCCAGGCCUGAUAGGUGUGUGUGUGUGUGUGUGUGUGUGUGUGCGCGUGCGUGCGUGCGUGUGUGGUGGUGGUGGGGGGUACAGGAGAAGGCAUUUGGAGAAGUGUAUGAUUUUGUGCACAGAAAACCAUCUUCCUGUCUAUAUUUUUAGAUUUUGUUCUUGGGCUUCCCUCAAUUUUGGUGAGCUAAAUUUAUAUAUCUUUCUUGGACUUAAAAUACAAGCUCACACAGGACAGAUCGUGGCCUUGGAUGGUUGUAGAAGGUACUUCUAUUCUGUUUCAGGAUGUUAUUUCAAAUUAGGGUUUUUUUGCCAGUAAUGUCAUUUUUCAGUUUUUAUCCUUUUAUCUCAGGGUUAUUUACAGUAUAGUUUUUGUUCUGUAUAAAUUGGCAUUGCCUUUAUUUAGUCAAAGAAGGCUGAUCUGUGUUUUCCAUCCUUUCUAUUUCUGAAAAUAGUUUGUGAAUGUACUGUUUUCGACUUUACAGAAGUCUCAUUUUAAGAUGCAUUCACUCCAAGUGAUUGUUUAAUAGUGGUGAUCAUGAACAUAAAUAUUACCAAAACCUGAAAGCUAACCUAUAUGUUAUUCUGACUUAAUAAUGAAGCUAAGUGUGUCAAAGUUAGUUAACAAAUACUUUGUAGCAAUAAUAUUUUCACUGAAUACUUUGAGUGUUCUCAAUAGAGGUCUUUUUUGUGUGUAGUUUGUAUAUUUGCUUCAUAAUUACUUUGUAGAACUUUUUGAUUUGCACAAUUUGUACAGAGAAAUUUCUUACUGGUCUUAAUUUUUUUUGUUUUUUGUUUUUUUACCUUCAGCUUAACCCAGUUGGGGUAGUGUGAAUAAUCAAAGCCUUUUGUAGCAAAUAAUGUUCUCUUGCAUCAGUCGACCUUCUAGUCUGUAGAUUUCCUCUUUAAAAGUAUCAGGUGUACUGAUUCAUGAAGCUAUUACUGAUACAUAAUCUGUUACUUCAUGUUUGGUUCAUGUUGUACAUGCCACAAUUUAUCAAUAAAUGUCAUCCUCUAU